CAGCGAGAUGCCAGUAUCAGGGCUCCGGGUUAUUGCUGACGGCCGGGUGUGAGAGGGGGCGUGGCCAGCGGAGACAGGAGACAAAUGAGAGAGGUGUACAGGAAUAGCGGUUCGGCUGGUGGUUACCCUGACUGAGAGGAGGGGGGCGAUGCGGCACCUGAAGGGGGCACAGGAGUGGCGAGGCCUGCAGUUGCCGCCAGCAAUCAGCAGAGUGUAGGCAGCUUUCAUGCCAGCCUCCCCCUCAAAAGCCACACUGCAAGCACAGAGGAGAAGGUUCCACAUCCCCUUAUUUGUCCGCACAGCCUCUUCAGUAAGCAUCCUUAGACUCAUCUCAGUGGAGGAUGUUUUUGAGAGAGCAACGCAGACACCAGCACACUGGUGAUAAAAACUCUGGCUUUGCUGUGUUAUACCACAAUAUGAAACAUGGUCAGCUGUCUAUCAAGGAAUUGGCCGAAUUUGUGCGAGAGAGGGCAGCUGUGGAGGAAGCAUAUUCGAAAUCUAUGCAGAAAUUGUCCAAGAUGGUCAACAGUGGAAGCCACCUGGGGACAUUUGCUCCAAUGUGGGAAAUGUUUCGGGUGUCUUCAGACAAGUUGGCUCUCUGUCACCUGGAACUAAGCAAGAAACUGCAUGAUUUAAUAAAAGAUAUCCACCGAUAUGGAGAUGAACAGGUCAAAGUGCAUAAAAAAGCUAAAGAGGAGAUGUCUGGCACUUUAGAGGUCAUUCAGUUGCUGCAGUGCAGCUCACAGUUUCUGCAGAAGUCCCGGGACAACUAUUGUAGCAGAUUCGCUGAGCAGGAGCGUCUCAGGAGGGAGGGGGCCCCACAGAAGGAGAUGGAUAAGGCAAAACUGAAGACUAGGAAAGCAGCAGAGUCUCUUCGUGGGUCCGUGGAAAAAUACAACGCUGUACGCAAGGAAUUCGAGGAUAAGAUGCUGCAGUCUGCACAGUUAUUUGAAGACACAGAGGCAGCUCACCUCACACACAUGAAGCGGCUUGUUACAGCAUAUUCACAUUCUGUGGAGGAUACACAUGUACAAAUCGGGCAGGUUCAGGAAGAGUUCAAACAUAACAUGGAAAAUGUGGCCAUAGAGAAGCUGAUCAGGAAAUUUGCAGAGAGUAAUGGGACAGGAACAGAGCGGCCUGAGGCAGUGGAAUUUGAAGGUUUCCGUUUCCCAACAUCUUUAGAAGGUGUAAAGCGUACAUGGUCCAAACCUUUUCGUAUCCGGGGCCUGAGUAAAAGGGAAAAGGACACACAGCAAGUGGAAUCUACUGAGCCAAAUUGUGUGGAUCUUCCAGAUAUUGAUGAGGAAGGCUUUACCAUUCGCCCCGAUGACAAUGUGACCAGAGACACCUCGGUUGCUUGCUGCUCAUCCAGUGACUCUGAUUUUGAUGAUGAUGAUGAAGAGCCCCGGCGUUUCCGGAUCCAGAUAAAACCCCCACAAAGUGGAGAGAGAGGGGAAGAUGAGGAAGCUGAAAUUAAAAGGCUCCGAGAGACUGUGGGCUGUAUGAUACAGCCGCCUGCAGCAGUGGUAUCUGUGCGGCGGCAGACAACACGUACAAUGAUAGGUGUUGGUACUGUACCGGGAGAAACACAAAUACUCUGUCAUACAGAUAAAUCCGCUCUGAGUUUCCCCAAUGCCUCUCCGUCCUCUGAAACCAGCAGUAGUGAAACAAAUUCUGUGUGCCGUGCCUAUCCUACCCCUUCUUCAUUUGGACCUCCUCAGGAGUCAGUUUUCGAGCCUGAAGAUUUUCCAGUUUGCAGAACAUAUACUCUCACCUCUAGCCCUUCUCCAUUCUCUUCCUCUUCCCCCGAAAAUGUGGAGGACUCUGGUUUGGAUUCCCCUUUCCACCCAUUUUCUGGCCCUUCUCCGGACUCUAGGCCAUGGACCCCUCGUGAUGACUCUUCAACGGGGGAUUCUGCGUUAGUGACCUCCUCUUUUGGUGACUCGCCAGUAGAUCUGAACACAUCAAAUUCCACAGAACCUCCACUAGAAAAAAAUGAUACUUGGGAACAAAAAGUGAUUGUGCCAAGUCCACCAGUUCCCAGCUGUACAAUAGAAAGAACUACAGAACUCUUCUCUCCCAACUGUGAUUCUUGGGACACCUCUUCUGGGAAACAUGCCAAUCUGUGCGCUCGUACACAAGCUACAUGUAUAGCACUCCAUGCACAAAGAAGCAAUAACAUGGCAGCCUCUAUAAACCUGUCCUUGCUAAGUCCCGGUCCCCCGUCAUCAACUAUCAGUGACCGUGGUUUCUUCUCUCCUCCAUCCUUACAUGCUGGCCUCUCUGUGGGAUUAUCUCGUGGACCCAGUCCUGUUAUUCUGGGAUCUCAGGAGUCUCUUCCUGUGGCUGCUGCAUUCACAGAAUAUGUACAUGCUGUGUUUGAUGAAGGGGAGCUAGAGGGGUCAGGAGUGCGUGUCUCAGGAGAACUCACAAUGUCCUUUCCCGGAGGCAUACUUCGUGUGUUUGGCGGAUCUACCCCACCACCUGUGCUAAGCUUUCGGCUGGUCCACACUUCUGAUGUUGAACAUUUCAUUCCUAAUUGUGACCUCCUUUUCAGUGACUUAUCUCAGAGUGACCCCAGCUGCAAAGAUUUUUGGCUAAACAUGCCACGGCUGACUUGUCACUUGCAGAACCUGGCAGAACAGCAUCCGGCUCCUUACUACAAUGUCGUUCUACUCAAGUACCAGGUCUUUAAGCCUGGCAUUGAUGUUGCUCCCUUGCAUCUGUCAUCGUCCUGGAAAUGCAGUACCACCUCCACAGAGUUUAUCCUGGAGUACAAACAGAACAUCUCCUCCUUGGGGGAUGUACACAUCCUCCUUCCACUUGAUGAACCACUGUCAAACUUGCAGUUUGAUCCUCCAGCUCGCUGCUCAGAGAGGAGGUUACUGUGGCAGAUCCCCAACACGCCCUCUGGGAAAGAAAGAGAAGUUAGCGGGAGGUUGUAUGCUCGUUGGCAGCCGCUUGGUACUUGCAGCACUUCCUCUACAGCCGCAGCACAGUUUACAUGUGAGGGUCGUACUUUGUCUGGCGUGGAUAUAGAGUUGGUGGGAUCUGGAUAUAGAAUGUCACUGGUCAAGAAAAGGUUUGCAGCAGCAUAUUUUCUUAUCCCAGGUAAAUACCUUGUAUGCUGAGACAGGAUGACCUUGCUUUGCACCACACCUUGUUUUGGUCUCAAGCCUGGACUUUCAACUGUAAAGAUAGGAGACUCGCCUAUGUGUAAAAGAGGCUUCUUGGUCACCCACAAUCAGUGAAAAUGUGUGCACAAUCAAGAGACUGUGAGAACAUUUAUGUCUGAGAAAAUGUCAAGCACUUUAGCAUUUUGAGAAUACUGUUGAAUAUGUUUUGCCUAGGUCAGAGGAAUGACCAUUCGUAGACUCAAGACACAGAUUUCAAAGUGAUUUUAAGUGGGACAUUAGUGCACUUCUACUUUUUAAAGUUUAUCUAGUACUUGAGUUAAUCAGCAUUUUGCAGCUGAAGAGACCCAUAGUUUAAAAGUUCAGGAGUUAUUUAUAUAUUUCAGUUACUUGUUACUGAUGGGGACAUUUUCUAGAGCACUUCUGUUCAAUAGCCCUCAUGGUGUCUGAGACUGGUGAAGCUUAUGCGUAGAAUGUGUGUAUAUAUAACCAAUACAUUAUACAGUACAUACACCUUGUAUGUACAUACUUGCACUGUUUCUUCUGUUCACUUCUUUAUUUCCUGUCUGUCUGUCUGAAAGAUUUGGUAUUGGUUGCAGAAUGAUAAUAUAUAUUAUAAAUAUAUAUAUAUUGUGUGUAUAUAAAAUAAAGUUUGUUUCUGUCA
Messenger RNA from Pseudophryne corroboree (corroboree frog), 3798 nucleotides. RefSeq names its product FCH and mu domain containing endocytic adaptor 1 (gene FCHO1). The transcript is spliced from 29 exons. The record is from RefSeq and is a predicted model, not a curated record. Gene Ontology annotation, biological process: translation; clathrin coat assembly; clathrin-dependent endocytosis. Bases 342 to 3131 code for a protein of 929 amino acids. Gene Ontology annotation, molecular function: structural constituent of ribosome. Gene Ontology annotation, cellular component: plasma membrane; cytoplasm; clathrin-coated pit. NCBI's taxonomy places the organism in Eukaryota, Metazoa, Chordata, Amphibia, Anura, Myobatrachidae.